Molecule: messenger RNA, 1392 nt
Organism: Guillardia theta CCMP2712
Lineage: Eukaryota; Cryptophyceae; Pyrenomonadales; Geminigeraceae
Exons: 3
Coding region: 389-754 (121 amino acids)
Source: RefSeq, a predicted model, not a curated record
ACGGGGAUACCAAAAGAUGUUUCAUUGGACCUUGAAUUGGAGGACAGUAUGCAUUCAUACAAGAAGGUGGUCGCACAAAAGAAGAGCAAAGGGAUAAUGUCCAUGGAAGAAGGUCGAACUGCUAUCAACAUGCAGCAGUAUCGAAUGUUGUGCAACUUUGUGAGACAUAUCAAACCUCGCAGGGGAAGCACAGAACCCGGGGACUCAUGGCUUUUCGGUUGGCUAUGCACCAACCUCAUGUGGAACCUGGUAUGUCGGAGUGAAUCACUGGACAUCCUUCAUUUGGAACACCUGUCGUGGGAAGAAGACGCCAUGAAAGUAGUGUUGCUUCGAACUAAAACGGACCAAGCAGGCAUAGGCACGGAUUUGAAGAGCACUCGUGUGAAACAUGUUUUUGCGGCUCCGCACAGCCCUGAAAUUUGCCCGAUCCUCAUUCUUGGGCUUUACACCUUUGCAUGCAGGGGGAUUUGCUUGUCAGAGCAAGGCAGCAAAUUGUUUAUUGGGAGGGACCAACGACAUCGAUUUCAACAGCUUUUGCAAAGGAAAGGGUGGUAUUUCCCACCUUCUAGGGAUGCUGGAUGGCCCAGGUUUGAUGUUUUAUCAAUCUGGAAUGACUGCUGAUUUUAACAUGUUCAGGAGCACCCACAGUGUACAUAAGAGCCAACUGGAAGAUAGGAGAUACACAGGAUCGAUACAUUCUUGGUGGGACGGGAGGAGAUCAGUUCGCGGGAAGAAUACUGGCAGGGAACGAUAGCACCACGGCCAAUUUUGGGGUUUUGCCUCCGCAUUUCACACAGGAAGGGUUGAGACAGGUGAAAGAGAUAGGGUGGGAGCGUUUUGUCGAUGGAUACGAGCAAUUCCCGAACGGUUUUAAGAAAUGUACCGAAUUCUUCCUUGCGAGCAUUCUGUAUCAUCUCCCUACCUUACAAGGAUGGUAUCCUGACAAUGAUCAUUUCAUAUGGGGCAUGCCUAUGUUUGGUAUAUUUGGUGCGGACACGAUGAGAAGACUCAUGUUGCUUCGAAAAGAGGUUGUCGUACCCGUGCACAGAUGUACAGAAUGUGGGAUGACCGCCAGUGGAACCCCGUCCAAGACUGACAUCUUGAGAGAACUGGGAGAAAUCAGGCAGGAGAUUAGGGCGCAUUUCACCGGUUCAGCACUUCCAUUCACAGUCGUUCGAAGCACAGAAGGAGGCGAGACGGUGGCAGGGCAGGCACAGGAAUUAUUCUUGUCAAACAGCAGCAAUGCUACAACUUCCAGUGGACAGUGCAGUGCAACUAACAGACCAAUGAUGCAGGGAAUUGAGACAGAUGCAGGCAUGGGCAGUGGUGGUGUAUUCGGCCAAUUGAUGGCGGGAUUCCAAGGUAUCGUCAAGAAGAUGGCGGAAUUCGAAG